AUGGCCCGGACCAGGAAAAGCAUCGCCUGCGUCGCGGCCGAGAAGACAGCUUCUGGGGCGGAUAAGGCGACAAUUGAAUUGGCCGCAGAAAAGACCACGAAGCGACAUCGCAUGAGUCUUUGCAAAGCCGCAGAGACGUUAUACCUGGCAGGCUUGGGCGACGACGCUCCAGAAGAGGUCCAAAAGAAGAUCAAGACGAUCUCCAAGUGUUUGAUGGUCGCCCGUGGCCGACAUCGCAUGAACGUUGCCGCCGCUGUCAAAGAGACCAUUUGCGGCAAGUCCGACGAGGAGGAGACCAAGACCGCGAAGUCCGAGGGCAAUGUCGAGGCCAAGAGCAGCAAGGACGGCCCGAGCGAUGCGAAAGAAGCGUCGGCGCCGAAAGCUACCCCAAAGCCUAAGUUCAUGAGCAAACUCAGGGCUUGCGCCAAGGAAUUCCAGCCCUCCGAGAAGCAGUUGUCCAUCAAGCAGAAGAUCGCCGCAGCGGUGGCCGCCGCCUACAAACGCAAUGGGCCUGUAGAGAAGCCCGAGAAGAGCGAAGUGAAGGAGGAAUGGACCACGGCCUACGAAGAUAUGUCCUUAUAUGGCUAUGAAGAUUACAGCUGGCAGGGACAGUACGGCUGUGAUGGCAGCUACGGCUGGAGCCAAAUGAACUGCAACCAGAUGGGUUGCAACCAAAUGGGUUGCAACCAGAUGGGAUACCAGCAGACAGGCUACAACCAGAUGGCUUGUGGCGGUUGUGGCAUGGGAUGUCAGGGCCGCAACCAAUGGCAAGGAAACCAAUGGCAGGGCCAGGUCAACAAUGCUGCCGUGAGCAAUGCUGCGGCACCGACUGAACCAUCCGUGGCACCUCCACCAGUGCUUGAGCAGGGCAAUCUGCCGCCAACCACUGCGGAAAGUGCUGUGUUGCCACCGAUUGCCCCUCCAAGUGAAAGUCCGAAGGACGACGAGACGAAAAAGGCCCAGAUCACGCUGCCGCCGAUCAAUGGUGCACUGCCGGCACAAAGUCCAAAGCAGGAAGCACCAGCGGGCAAGUCAGAAGAACCACUGCCCCCCAUAGAUGGCGAGGCCCAAGAAGCGCCUUCUGAUUCGAUAUUGGACACAGUAGCAGAUGCCUUGGUGGAACAUGCGGAACAGGCUGGUCCUGAGGCUUCCCAGGCCAAGGCUCAGAAGGAGUGGGGGCAUCGGGGUGCUGAUGAUGUGGAGCUGCAGCCUGAACAAAAUGAGAAGGCUGACAAAACGCAGCCAAACACCACGACUUCACAGGAGCCCACAGAAACGCCAGAAAAUGGCCAGGCUGCAGAAGCAGCCGAGGAAGCCCACGAGCCUCAAGAGGAGACGCGCAGCAGCAUCAGUGACCAGCUGGAGGUGUCGCGGGUCUCCAACGAAAAGCUGCAGGCUGAUACCUGA
This is a messenger RNA of Cladocopium goreaui, 1407 nucleotides long. The record is from the annotation of a GenBank genome assembly. NCBI's taxonomy places the organism in Eukaryota, Dinophyceae, Suessiales, Symbiodiniaceae.